AUGACGAAUGCAGCCAAAGCUUUGCUGGAUGCACAUGGCUCCACGCAAGCUGAUCAAUUUGAGGGGCUUUGCCAGCAUCUUAGACACAUAUUCGUCUCGCAAAACAUCCAUUGCCAUAACUUGAAGGAUAGGCAUAAUGAGCUUGUCACUACGAACAUCCGGUUGUGUCAGGAACUGGAAAGUCUGAGCCGACAAUUUGUGAACGAAGAUCUGCUGGUAGCAUUCUAUCGCCAGGCAUUUCAGAAGUUUUGGGACGGUAUAGUUGAGAUCCUGGAGGAGUGUCAGCCACGUCAUGAUUAG
Molecule: messenger RNA, 300 nt
Organism: Penicillium verrucosum
Lineage: Eukaryota; Fungi; Ascomycota; Eurotiomycetes; Eurotiales; Aspergillaceae
Exons: 1
Coding region: 1-300 (99 amino acids)
Source: RefSeq, a predicted model, not a curated record